Saccostrea cuccullata (small rock oyster) is the source of this 472-nucleotide messenger RNA. RefSeq names its product cysteine and tyrosine-rich protein 1-like. The transcript is spliced from 4 exons. NCBI's taxonomy places the organism in Eukaryota, Metazoa, Mollusca, Bivalvia, Ostreida, Ostreidae. The record is from RefSeq and is a predicted model, not a curated record. The coding region runs from base 15 to 467 and encodes 150 amino acids.
AGGAACGAUACAAGAUGGCGGCGACCCUAAGCCUGGGAAUCUGGAUUUUUCUUCUAUCUAUAUGCCAGCAUGUCGCCGAGGCUGGUUAUUACUGCUACUAUUCAUACUACUACUACUCCUAUAGAUGUAGUUAUUACUCCUAUUACGUUGGAAGCGACGCUGGGUCCAUCGCUGGAAUCAUCAUUGGAAUGAUAGUAGUCACAGCCGUCAUUGUUGUCGUCUGCAUCAUCAUAAAAAAGAAACAGGCUGCAAGAACGGGAAGGGUGAUGAACAACAUCCCUGUAACUACAGUCACCACCGUGCAUCAGGCACCACCGCCACCAGCUGGAUACGGAUACGGUGGUCCCGGAAUGUCGCAGCCACCCAACCCUAAUGCUGGGUACCCACCUCCCCCAAAUACUUAUCCACCCCCUCCAGGCCCCGGGGCUGGCUACCCGCCUCCGGCGUACCCUCCACCUAAAUACUAGACCAA